AUGCGGCUGCGAGAAUGCCCAUUCCUUACCCUGCUCCUGCUACCACUGCUGCCGCUCCUAGCCCCAGCCCGAACCCCGGAGCCCUCCGCCCAGGAUGUCAGCCUGAGCGUGGACUGGCUCACUCGCUAUGGCUACCUGCCCCCACCCCACCCUGCUCAGGCCCAACUGCAGAGCCCAGAACAGCUCCGGGAUGCAAUCAAAAUCAUGCAGAGGUUUGCUGGUUUGAAGGAGACCGGCCUCAUGGAUGAGGCCACCUUGGCCACCAUGAAGAAGCCACGGUGUUCUUUGCCUGAUGUUCUGGGAGUGGCUGGGUUGGUGAGAAGGAGGCGGUAUGCCCUUACAGGCAGCUUCUGGAAGAAGAAGCAGCUGUUCUGGAGGGUUCGCUCCUUCCCACAGGGCUCUGCCCUCAGCCAGGACAUUGUUCGGAACCUGAUGCACUAUGCCCUGACUGCCUGGGGAACUGAGGUGGGGAUGACGUUCCAGGAGGCUGAGCCCAGGGUAGGAACAGAGCCGGAGAUCCUCAUCGACUUCGCUCGGGCCUAUCACAAGGACAGCUAUCCCUUUGAUGGGCCUGGGGGCACGUUAGCCCAUGCCUUCUUCCCUGGGGACCACCCUAUCUCUGGGGAUACCCACUUUGAUGACGAGGAAGUCUGGACCUUUGGGGAAAGCGACAGCGGUGGGACAGACCUGUUUGCUGUGGCCGUCCAUGAGUUUGGCCAUGCUUUGGGCCUGGCCCACUCCUCGGCCCCCAACUCCAUCAUGCGGCCUUUCUACCAGGGCCCAGCUGGGGACCCUUCGAAGUACCGGCUUCCACCUGACGACCGAGAAGGGAUCCAGCAGCUUUAUGGAAAGGGUCCAAAUAGUCCCCACCCAGAGCCAACUCGGAAACCUCUGGUUCCUCCACCCCAACCCCCUGGGCAGCCCCCAGACAGCCCUUCAGCUCCAGUUCCUGACCGAUGUUCUGGUAACUUUGAUGCUAUCGCCAACAUCCGUGGUGAGGUCUUCUUCUUUAAAGGACCCUGGUUCUGGCGCCUUCAGCCCUCAGGCCAGCUGGUGUCCCCUCGACCUGCGAAGCUGCACCGAUUCUGGGAGGGGCUGCCCGAGCAUGUGGUGACUGUGGAUGCAGCCUAUUCUCGGCCCUCAGAUGGACGCAUCCUGCUUUUCAGUGGACGCCAGUUCUGGGUGUUUCAGGACCGGCAGCUGGAGGCUGGUUCCCCAAAGUUGCUGACGGAACUGGGGCUUCCCCCUGGGGAGGUUGUGGAUGCUGUCUUCUCUUGGCCCCAGAAUGGGAAGACAUAUCUGAUACGAGGUGAACAGUACUGGCGUUUUGAUGAGGCCGUCCACAGCGUUGACCCAGGCUACCCCAAGAAUCUGAACCUGUGGGAGGGAGCACCUUCGGCACCUGAUGAUGUGACUAUUGGCAACAAAGGUGAUACCUACUUCUUCAAGGGGACUGAGUACUGGCGAUUUGCUCCAGGCAGCGUGGUGGCAGAGCCCGGCUCUCCCCACCCCAUGGGGCCUGACUGGUUGGACUGCCCUCCUUCUGCCCCUGGUCCUCCGGCCCCAAGACCUUCCAAGUCUCCCCGCAACUGUCAGUGUGAGAUCAACCAGGCGGGGAGUUCAGGCCCAAGACUUCCUGGCUUCCUCUUCAUCUUCUCAAUGAUUCUCUCUCUCUUCCUGGGCACAAUCACCUGGUCCUAA
This is a messenger RNA of Trichosurus vulpecula (common brushtail), 1701 nucleotides long. RefSeq names its product matrix metallopeptidase 25 (gene MMP25). Gene Ontology annotation, biological process: extracellular matrix organization; proteolysis; collagen catabolic process. The record is from RefSeq and is a predicted model, not a curated record. The transcript has 10 exons. NCBI's taxonomy places the organism in Eukaryota, Metazoa, Chordata, Mammalia, Diprotodontia, Phalangeridae. Gene Ontology annotation, molecular function: zinc ion binding; metalloendopeptidase activity. The coding region runs from base 1 to 1701 and encodes 566 amino acids. Gene Ontology annotation, cellular component: extracellular matrix.